This is a messenger RNA of Sclerotinia borealis F-4128, 1374 nucleotides long. The record is from the annotation of a GenBank genome assembly. Lineage: Eukaryota; Fungi; Ascomycota; Leotiomycetes; Helotiales; Sclerotiniaceae.
AUGAGAAAUUAUUCUGUGAGGGCGUCGAAGCUCUUCCCCAGCUCAUCAAUAGCUAGAACUCAGCUCAAUGGCGCAUGUUUUCGAGGUCAAUUAGCUUGUACGAUAUCCCUACGACCUAUUCUCGCCCAAUCAUACCAUCAUAAACCUACGAGGCGGAGGCAAUCGACUUGGGCGCAGGCAGUAUCUGUGGCUUCUAAUGUAUUCUCAAAUGCAACAAGUCGGGCAACAGGAGGGGGGGGCGACUCGAUAGACCCUUUGCGAAUGGUUGCGAAAGAGAUGAAGUUCUUGACUGGCAACAUACGGCAACUUCUUGGAUCUGGGCAUCCUUCCCUCGAUACAGUUGCGAAAUACUAUACACAAGCUGAAGGCAAACAUGUACGACCAAUGAUUGUACUACUAAUGUCUAGAGCUACAAACUUAGCUCCAAAAUCCUCUAGAUACAAUCCCAAUCAAGAACUCGCAGAUAUAGAUAGCCCUAUAUCGCCAACUACCAUUCUCUCGGAUGUCAACCCUACCGCACCUACAUUAAAUCCUCUGGCACAUGUGCCCAGAACAUACUCGGCAGCAGAAAGCGAUAUUCUUCCUUCACAGAGGCGUUUAGCUGAGAUUACCGAACUCAUUCACACCGCAUCACUUCUACACGACGAUGUCAUUGAUCAUUCCGUCUCGCGGCGAGGCAGUCCAUCUGCCAAUCUCGAAUUUGGAAAUAAGAUGGCGGUAUUGGCUGGAGAUUUUCUGUUGAGCCGCGCUUCUGUUGCUCUUGCACGUCUGCGUGAUGCGGAGGUGACUGAGCUACUUGCGACAGUCAUUGCGAACCUUGUCGAGGGAGAAUUCAUGCAAUUGAAGAACACCGCGCAAGACGAGAAAAAUCCUGUUUGGACCGAAGAAACCAUCUCCUACUACCUACAAAAGACAUAUCUGAAAAGCGCAAGCUUAAUAUCGAAAUCGUGUCGGGCGGCAGCUUUGCUUGGAGGAUCAGAUGCUGUUACAGUUGACGCAGCGUACGAUUAUGGGAAAAAUUUGGGACUAGCAUUUCAACUUGUCGAUGAUAUGUUGGAUUAUACAAUUAGCGAGAAAGAGCUAGGUAAACCAGCUGGCGCCGAUUUGGAAUUGGGUCUCGCGACUGCACCAUUAAUAUUUGCCUGGAAGAAUAACAGGGAAUUAGGCUCUCUGGUGGGAAGGAAGUUUUCUCAAGAAGGAGAUGUCUUGCGUGCAAGAGAGUUAGUGCUACAAAGUGAUGGCUUAGAGCAGACCCGUGCCCUGGCAGAAGAAUAUGGCAACCGAGCCAUUUCUGCCAUCAGUGGAUUCCCCGAAAGCGAAGCCAAAGAUGGCCUGAUAGAAAUGGUGGAUAAAACACUGAAACGAAGGAAAUGA